Trematomus bernacchii (emerald rockcod) is the source of this 1452-nucleotide messenger RNA. It is a transcript of the gene jagn1a, whose product is annotated as jagunal homolog 1a. The transcript has 3 exons. NCBI's taxonomy places the organism in Eukaryota, Metazoa, Chordata, Actinopteri, Perciformes, Nototheniidae. The record is from RefSeq and is a predicted model, not a curated record. Gene Ontology annotation, cellular component: endoplasmic reticulum membrane. Gene Ontology annotation, biological process: granulocyte colony-stimulating factor signaling pathway; vesicle-mediated transport; endoplasmic reticulum organization. The coding region runs from base 4 to 702 and encodes 232 amino acids.
CUGAUGCUGCGGGGGGAGUUAAUCGACUACAGCGCAUGCGCAGUGGGGUUUGCAACAUCUGUCACCACAUCUUUUGUUAGUACAGAUUCAUUCAACGAGCUCUUCCAAACCUUCCGGAAAUACGCAGCAGUAAGGGUUUGCCUCAACAUGACAUCACGUGCUGGUCUCAGACCAGGUGGCACCAAUGGAAGUGAAUUCAAGUACAAAGAGAGGGUGUCGGUCCCACAAUACCAGAUGAGUGUUCCCAUGAAGUCAGAGGUGCGGAAGUUAAACCUGGUCCAUUUCCUGCUCUGGCUGCUGGUGGCGGCACAAGUGACUGUCAGCCACUUCAACCUGGUGUCCCAUGACAUAGUGUCCAUGCCGUACCAGUGGGAGUACCCCUACCUGCUCAGCCUCCUGCCUCUGUUCUGCAGUGCCCUAUCCCUUCCAAAGAACAAUAUAAGUUACCUGGUCUUAUCCAUGAUCAGCGCAGGGCUGUUCUCUGUGGCACCACUCAUUUACGGUGGAAUGGAGAUGUUUCCUGUGGCGCAGCAGCUCUACCGCCAUGGAAAGGCCUACCGCUUCAUUUUUGGCUUCUCUGCAGUGACUGUUAUGUAUCUCAUCAUGGUGGUUGCUGUUCAAGUACACGGCUGGCAGUUAUAUUACAUGAAGAAGCUGUUAGACUCUUGGUUUGACUCCACUCAGGAAAAGAAGAAGAAGUAAUCGAGUGAAAAAGCUGUGACUGGGAAAAAACUGUGUUUUUAACUUAAUUUAUUAAUCUUAUUUAAGUCUAUUUAUAUAUAAUUAAUUUCAUGAAACAACAUACAUUAGAAACCAGUUUCUUCUGUACAGGAACCUGGCUUAUUUAUUAUUACUUUAAAUUGUUUUAUUUUUGUUCAUCAUAAUUUAUUUUGAGUGGCAAGAAGACACAAUGAGGAGUGGCAUCAAAGCAACAUCCAUAAACAUGGAAUACCAUCUACUUUCCCCCCUUCAUCAUCAGCUUGAAUCUAAAUUAAGACAUUGGUCAAUUAGGAAAAGGGAUGUUAAGUAAUCUCUCUAAAAAUUAUGUGAAGUGAAUUCAAGAAUUGCAACUGGGAGUGAGACACUUUUUGUAUACCAUUUACAGAGCCAGGGCUGUGUACAAACACCAGAUUUGUUUUCAGCACACACUGAAUAUAUAUUUCUAGCAAGGAGGAGGGUUUUGCUGAAUUUGACAAAAAUAUAUUGGAUUAGAAUUGCUGACUCUACCUUUAAAGGAACUAGGUUUAUUGCUACAGAUGUGCUGAUGCUGUUUCUUCUGUAAGUCUACCUCUCAUAUUACCUGCUUUCCUGAAUGCAUUUCAGCUAUUAAAACAUAGAGAUGGUGAUAAGAAUAGCUGCCUGUACUGAUAUAUUUUCAUGUUUUCUCAUUCAGCAUCAGAAAGACAGCUCAUUACUCCUGUGUUUCGGAAUAAAAUAUGCAUUAUAAAGCGU